Topomyia yanbarensis is the source of this 2031-nucleotide messenger RNA. RefSeq names its product zinc finger protein OZF-like. Bases 45 to 1676 code for a protein of 543 amino acids. Gene Ontology annotation, cellular component: nucleus. The transcript has 2 exons. The record is from RefSeq and is a predicted model, not a curated record. NCBI's taxonomy places the organism in Eukaryota, Metazoa, Arthropoda, Insecta, Diptera, Culicidae. Gene Ontology annotation, molecular function: zinc ion binding.
UUUCGUCUCCGUUGCUACGAAGAGUAAACCGGGAUACAUCCGAAAUGGAUAAUUGGUGCCGUGUUUGUAUUCAAGACGCCAAAGGAAACCUUAUUCCAAUAAGCUAUGAAGUGGAGAAUAUAUCAAUCGCGAACCUGAUAACUGCCUGUAGUGGUGUUCUGAUUAAAGAGUCCGACCAUCUGCCAAAGAAUUGUUGCGAGCGAUGCGUUGAGGGUCUUCACAUAGCAUAUAGUAUAGUUAAACAAUGUCAAGAUUCCGAUGAAAAAUUGAAAAAAAUGAAAACUAAUCAAGGCGAUGCUGAGGAGGAUUUCGGCGGAAAAGAUACCAUUGAAACACAUCACCAGGAAACCGAAGAUGAAUCUGCUCCCGAUGAAUCGAAUAAUGAAAACGAGACAAUCCAAAAUGUUUCGGAAUCAACGGUACUUACCACUUGCUGUGCAUGCAGGGCCGAUUUUGAAACGGCCGAUGCUUUGGCUGAUCACAUAAAGAAGCUACAUGAACCAGAAAAGACGAAUGAUGAUUCGAAGAAACCGUACCAAUGUGAUAUUUGUUUCAAACGAUACUUUAAAAAGACUUCUCUGAAUCGCCAUAAGAGGAUGGGCAUCUCUGCCAUUGGUGUUCAUUUACAGGAAGAGGAACAACCUACCGACCAUCGGUGUUGUGGCUGUAGAAAGGACUUUGACCGUUUAGAGUUGCUGAAGGAACAUUCAUUGAUGGAACAUGGUUCCAAUAAAACUAGCGAUGAAACUAAACCUUUUCAAUGUGAAAUUUGUUUCAAACGGUACUCCAACAAAACGUCCUUGGCCCGGCAUUUCCGCGAACGCUUUGCCGAUCGAAGCAUUCGUACUGUUCGAAAACUUAUCCCUAACCAGUGUUGUGGAUGUAGAGAGAAAUUCAGCACAAAAGAGCAACUACGGCAACACUCCAAGUAUGUUCAUGAGCCGGACCGUGUGACAAACCUUGGCGGGUUGAAACCAUUCGAAUGCAGCGUAUGUUACAGCAGAUAUUCCACUUUAGAAGCAUUCAAUCGACACAAGUCUGGUCAUUCUAACGACCAGCUCUAUCAGUGUCAGCAAUGUGACAAAUCAUUUGUAAAACGAAUAAUGCUGCGGUAUCACGAACGGAAGCAUCACAAUGGUAUACAGCGAGAAGUUAUAGGACCGUACCAGUGUACACGUUGUGGGAAAACAUUCAUGCAACCUAGUUCUUUAACAAAUCAUGAGAAGGUUCACGACAGAAGCGAACGAUACGAAUGUUCCAUUUGCCAAAAAGAAUUUUUCAGCAAAGGUAAUCUACAAACCCACCUAAAGCUGCAUUCGAACCCAGUAGAACUACGGGAAGCUUUGUACGAAUGCUCAGUUUGUCGUAUUGGAUUUAAAACCCCAAACUAUCUGGAAGUACAUUCCAGGGUACACACCGGAGAAAAACCGUACACGUGUAAGUAUUGCUCGAAACAGUUUGCUCAUGCGUCCGGUCAUAAGCGACAUCUGUUGACCCAUAGCGGUGUGAAACCGUUCGUUUGUCGGUUCUGUGGUCGUGAGUUCUCCAACCGACCUAAUAUGUUGAUCCACGAAAAGAGCCACGGAACGGAACGGAACGCGAGAUGUGAUAUUUGCAGCAAAGAUUUCGUUCACGAUCGUUAUUUGCGAAAACAUCGGAGACGUCACUUUAGUUAGUGUGGUUUCGAAGCAAAGUCAGUAAAAGGAUGUUUUAUGUAUCACAAGAUAAAUUAUGUUUAUUAUCAGUACCUCGUGUGGGAUCAUCACAAAUGCUAUUAACAAAUGUACACAAUUUUUAUUGCCAUUUAAAAAGUGGAUGAUUCUUUAGUGUUCCUAAAAUAUUUACACUUGUUAGACCUGGAUUUUGCUACAGUAACCACUACCAUAUUAGGUGUUCAUGUUUUCCUAGAUUCAGUUACACAUUAAUUGAGUCACUUACAAGCAGAGUGGUCUUGUUUCCAAGUCGAACUCUAUUUGACUACGCCAUAAAAUAUUGUAAAAGUAAAUAAAUAGUGUAGUUAUCUAGUUUUUA